Schistosoma haematobium is the source of this 7845-nucleotide messenger RNA. RefSeq names its product Major facilitator super domain-containing protein 12. Gene Ontology annotation, cellular component: membrane. The coding region runs from base 164 to 1348 and encodes 394 amino acids. Gene Ontology annotation, biological process: carbohydrate transport. Gene Ontology annotation, molecular function: symporter activity. The transcript is spliced from 3 exons. The record is from RefSeq and is a predicted model, not a curated record. NCBI's taxonomy places the organism in Eukaryota, Metazoa, Platyhelminthes, Trematoda, Strigeidida, Schistosomatidae.
CUGGACUAAUAUCAAUUCAUCAUAAAUAGCAUCAAUGAAUUCAACACGUUAAUGUGUGCAGUUGAAUUAACUCACACGUGAUACUUGGUCAAAUCAGUGAAUUUUGAAUGACAUCAAAGUCUCACAAUCGUUAUCAGUUAUCCAAGCUACAACGACAAAUAAAAUGAAGUGGAUUAGUAAAAUUGCUUAUGGAACGGGUCAAAUGCUUAAAGAUCUUGUUGCAGGAGUUAUCAGUAUAUUCUACAUCAUAUUCUAUGAAGGUUGUAUCAGUUUGAGUAGUUCACAAGUUGGGGCAUUAUUACUGUGUGGUCAGAUUGCCAAUGGAUUAGCCACACCAUUGAUUGGUUAUUUAUCAGAUCGUCCACUCGGUCUAACUGAAAAACCGACAACUGGUCACCAGUCGAUAACGUGUGAAGAUGGAAGUGUAAAGAAGGAUAAGAGGUUUCUCAGUCGAAUGAAACGACAGUUGAGACUUGGACAGAGAAAGUCAUGGCAUUUAGGUGGAUGUUUAUUGAUGCUUGUUGCUUUUCCGUUGAUGUUCGGACAACCGGAAUAUUUUGUUGGUCUUCCAAUUGUGGUGAAGUUAUUAAUCAAUGGCAUGCUUAUAAUUUGUGUUCAGGUUGGUUGGGCAGCUGUACAAAUUCCCCACUUAUCAAUUAUCAAUGAUUUGACAGACCAACAUGAUGAACGAGUAUUACUUGCAUCUUUAAGAUAUUUCUUCAGUGGUAUAGGCGAUAUGGCUACAUUGCUUGUAACGUAUUUAUUUUUUGAAUCAGAAAAAUCCAGUUCGUUACUUUUGAAAUCAGUAAAUGAGACUGACAACAAUGUGAACAACAGUCAACUGUUCACAAAAUCAUUAAUAACAACUGACAUUAUUGUUGGAAGUGAACGAGCAACAUUGUUCAAUGAUUCGAUAAAUAACCAGUCAACGAAUGUUGGGAAACAGUUAGUCGUACAUUCAGAAUACAAUAUAACAAUUCAAGAUUUACCCAUAUUUCGAAAUGUUACAUUGAUUGUCGUUGGCAUUGGAGUAUUAUUCACAAUAAUCUUCCAUUGUGGUGUUCGUGAAGGUAAACCGAAAGCACACCAAUCACUCACAAUGCAAUCUCAUAAAAUUCAGGAUACAACAGAUGAAUUCUCGCAAGUGAUUGGAACAAGCAACAAUAACGGAGUGAUUAAUGGUAAUUCUGUUGUGGUUUCACAGCUCAAAUCCAAACGAAAACGGACCUACAGCCUUUCAUCUACACUUCCCUGGUAUGCUUGGUUUACACUACCAAGAUUUUGGCUGAGCUGUUCUACAUUCAGUAUAAUGCGUCUUAGUGUAACUGUUUCUGUGGUGAGUAAGUGAUGAAUCAUUGAAGUACCUAAUAGAAUGACGACAAGUGAAGAUAAUUUUCUGUACAGAACCCCUCCUAUGGGAUCAUAUUUAGGAAGUCUGUUUCAGAAUUAUAACUCAAUCAGGGUGUUAUGGUUGAAAUGUUGAUGGAAGAUGAGAUUUACCUGAAAAUAAGUGAAAUAUCGAACAACUGAAAACACUUAGAAUUGUUAAUUGACCAUAUGUUAAAGCACCAUCAAAAUGGAAUGCAUCCUUCCAAUAAGUGAUGUCGAAAAAUGAUUACAAUAUAUUCUGUAUAUCAGAUGAUAUGGCACGACUUUACCGAGCAAGAAUAUCAGGAAUCAACGAAAUAAAUUAGGCUCUUAUUUGAGACCGGAUAUACCAUUUUCAACUUCAACUGUAGGAGGUCUGAACAAAUAAGGUUUCGGAAUUCAGAUGGCAAGUUGAAAUAGUGAUCUAAAAUAUCGAUGGAAGAUGCUCAUGUAUCGAAAACUUUGGUUUUGUAGAUAAAUAUCGCACCUAGCAGCAAUUGGAUCAUUAAUCUGAUUGCAAAUUAUCCAAGCUAUUUCGCAGUAAUGGAUAGUGUAGCAUAAUAUGUAGAAUAGCAUGUGACAGAGAGAUGAGCCUAAAUCAUGAGAAGCGAAAUGGACGCUACCUCAAGUGGGUUCGUGAUCAGGGUUAACUAUUCGGCAUUCAGCUUGUUCCGUAAAACUUGAGGCUGAGGUAUGCGAUAUUUUGUCAUUACCUCUCAGACGUCCAAUCAACAAAUACUUUUGCAAGCUGUAACAAUGUCGAAAAAUAUAUCAGUAGGGAAAUCUUCUGAUUAUAUUAAAAAUUACAUAGUAAUCCGAUAUAGUUUAUUUGAGAUGUUUUGAUAACAAAUAUGAACAUGUAGUACUGUCAUACUAGUCCUAUCUUCGAUGCUUGAGACCACGUGUCUCUGUGAUCAUUAGCACACAGCCGAAGUCGACAGUCAGUAACUUUGUGAACUAGCGUUAUGUUAAGAAUGCUCAUAAUGUUUCCCUAAUGGAUUCACUUCAAGCAUCAUUCAGUCUUCGUGAUGGACUUCAGUCAAAUUCGACAAAGAUAAUUAGUACAUUCACUUUCUAUAUUCAUUUAUUGCGUAAACGUUUCACUGUUCUUCUACAAGAUUCUAUUCAUUAUUCUAUUGUGCCAUAUAACUUUGCCGUUUUGUGUUGAAUUUGUGAUAUAUGUAAAUGAUGUAGCAGUUUACUUUGAUUUACCUGCCUGUCAAUUUGAUCUACUUUCAAUGAGUGAUCUAUUUCAACUUCCGUAAACUUAUUAUAUGAUGAAAUUCAACGUUAAGCUCUCAAUAUUAAAUAAGUAUUUCAAACUAUCAGAAACACGUAUAAAGUUAGGUACAUGGAUUAAAGCACUAAGAGCACAGGUCGGAUAAAGAAUCACUUUAAUUAGUUCUUCACAGAAACUCUAAACUAAUAUACACGUUCUAAAAUUAAGACUAAAGCCAAUGCCAUAUAAAUGGUGGUUGGUCAGUUUAACAAUGUAUUUCAAUAUUUCCUCUAAAAGCAGUCAUCGGUUAAUAAAUAAACGGAUACAAAAUUCGAUCUGAAGACCAGAGUACGUAUUCAGAUCAUCGCAUCAACUCUUCAUCACCACUGGGUUUAACGGUGUUAAUGUCCAAAUUCAGUGAAUUCACGAAAUGUAGCAAACCUGAUUGAUUGCCUGUGGUGGAUAAUUGUCUCACACUGGACAUUGUUGAAUUCGACUGGUCACAGCCUCUCUGUUGAACUAAAGUUAACAUACUUACAAUAGUGAAAUAGAUUAGAUUUGGAUAUGUGGCGAUUGGGACGGACUUAAUUCAACCGGAUAAAUAUAAUAUAUGUGAGAGAAUGUUCUGAAUCAUCAGUUAUGAUGAGUAUAGACCACAGACGUAAGACAAUUAAUUGAAUAUGUAAUGAGGUGGCUGAACACAAACUGAUUGUGAUUAAGAAUAAAAUGAGUUGAGACCAAUUAUGAAUUUUAAAGAAGUGAUGCAUUUGAGAUAAGAGAAUGAGUUCCAUAAAUGAUCAGAUAAAUUAACGAUAGCGUCAACUUAGUAUGUAAUUUACCAUUAUCUCUUUUUUUAUGUAGAAAUCGUGCUUGAGUCUUUUGGUAUCUGUAGCUUCAGGAAAACUCCAAAAUAAAAGGAUUUUAAUUUCAGUCGAUUAUUCUAUGAUACUUCAGUUCAUCAGCCCAAAUAAAUGUGUCAAUAAAUUAUUUUGAAAUAGCUCUGUUGCAACACUAUUAACUGCUGGUCAAUACUGUGCUAUGAAUAACUGAUAACUCGUGAUUAAUUAUUUAUUGAAAGGAUACUUUCAUUAUGACUACUGACUAACCGUUAGUUCAUGAAAAUAAUUGCUCAUAUUGACUUGUGUAUUAUUUAUUAUAUUCUUAGUGAAUACAAAACAAUUUACCAUUCAGAGAAAAACAUAUCCUACCACAAUAAAUCUACUCACAACUAAAUAAAUAGAUAGGUUAGACAGUAAACUUUACGAAUCCCACAAGGAAAGCAAAUUGGUUGGUAAUCAAAUCUAUAAGGCUCAUUUCUCUUUAUUCAAGAAUGGUCAACUGUGCUUACCUGCAUCUAUACUGGUAGUUGCAUUGAAAUUGUAUGACAUAUGUAUAUCUGGUUUGUUACGUACACUAGGGAAUAGCUCAUGACCUUACCCAACCAUCAUGUAUAAGUUCUGCACAAAAGCACAUGCGAAGAUGUGUAUAAUUCGGAAUCUGUGUUAACUUACGAACAUUAACUUUAAACAUGUGCUUUGAAUUUUAGUAUAUUUUGCAUGUGGCUGACUAUGAAAUCCAGGAUAUGAGUUUCGUUGUAUACGGACUUCAUGAUUCGGAUAUAGUAGUAUUUUAGUGUUAAUGCUCUCAUCUAAGCUUGAGCACCUUACCUUUACGUUCAAAUUGAAUAAAUAUGCCAUAUCACGAAAAUUUAUAUUGACCACUGAAGUUAAAUAGCAGCUAGUAAAAGAAUCCUAGACUCGUGUUUCGUUUUCUUAAAAAAACUAGUAUCCAGUUACAUCCAGCGGACGAGCCCCGGACAGUAUGAAUGUAGGUCCUGAAUUCCACUGCUAACCAUAUAAAUAUAUAAAAAAUCUACGACUAAAGAUUAUUAUGCAGCGAUCCGAACGGAAGCGAUUAAUUCCUGUUCUGAAUACCAGCAUUAUAAAUUUGCAAACCCUUAAUUGUAUACGUUUUAAAUCCCUUAAUAUAUAAAAUGAGAAAUUCACUAAUAUUUGUUUUUUAAUUGCUAUUUUCCUAGAUGUAUAUGGGUCCAUUUUUGUUGAAUUCAUUAAAAAUGGAUAAAAGUUCAAUGGUUUCUGCCCCAUUAGUUACCACAAUUUCUUGUUUGAUUACAUCAGUUGGUGUACAAAGGAUAAAUAAAUUACUCGGGAAUUAUGUAAGUAGAAGGAAUUGACGAUUUCAAUAACAUUGAAAUCAAGUUAAAACUUUAUUACUGAAAAAUAUUUCACAUUUUGUUAAGCCCUGAUUCAUAACAGUUUCGUUGACUACAUUUUAAACCUCAUUCAUGAUUUAUUUGUCAUUGGAAUACAGCUUGAUCUGUCUGUCUACAAUCGGCAAUGAAAUAUUAACAGGUUCUCUCCACUAUGAACCGUUUAACGUAGUAUUUAAACUGUUUCAAGACGUUUAGAAUAAUCUAAGUGUUAAUAGAUGUUUGCAAAAAUGAACUGUAAUUGUAAGACGUGAUGAGGCUUCGAUCGGGAAAGAACAAUUCGAGUCCACAACUAUAAGAAUAUCACUCUUGAAUUUUAUGGUGUUGAAGAGAUCUGGAAUGAGGCCUCACACGAUGUUAAACAGAACACAUUGAGAAAUAAUGCAGAUGGUUUACGACUACAUUUUGAUUGGUUGGUGUCAACAAGUAGUCUGAGUAGUAGACCGACAUUGAGCCAAAAGGACUUAACUGGCCAAACGUCUCAUGUGAUAAAGCCAAACAAAACAACUUGAUCAAUCGAACAGAUUACAGCUUCAGUCAUGAGUGAAUCAACAGAAUUACUAAUGUUACUCAGAUACUGAAGAAUAAUCAUGAUAAUUAUAUCGGCUGAUAUAGAUGAUGUGUUUGACUUACUCUGAGGAAGUCUCAUGUGGCAGUUUGUAUUGCAGAAGGCUGUAUCGAAGUAACACACUUGUGGGUAGCUUUACUCAAACACUCGGACAUCUGUAAGUAUCUGGAAGCACCGUCCAAUAUCCAGACAUAUGAUGCAGCACAUGAGGUUGAAUUGGACAACAGAUUAAGUUAGACAUUUUCUCUAUAACUUGAUAUAUUUCCAACGCUUAUCAACUCACCAUUGAAUUCACAGUUUUCAAUAAGACAAUGGUAAUUAAGAUUAGAGUAGUUCUUUCAUUAUACAUAGCUAUUUACUCUUUACUCAUGUAACGCAACGUUCAAUUCAGUAUUUCUUACACAAUCGUCAGCAGUUUUGAGUCUUAUUUAGUUCAUCAUAUAACUAACACACAAUCGAAUCACUUGAAAUAAUUUGUCCACAUUCAAUGGAUUGUAUCUUAUUGGUUUUAAGUAGCUGCAGUUUUUCACAUAUGUUGGUCAGUUAGUCAUGACAAGUGAAUACACAGAGACAAAAACUCACUAAUGAAUAAUGAAACGAAGUAGACACUGUGAAGGUGGAUUUCGUUGCUGACUGAUAUUAUCAAUAGAAUCAUGCAAAGUCAGAGAGUAUUUACUAUGCAGAUAACGAGUUCUAAUUCACAACUUGGCAAGAGCUAACUCACAAACACAUUGGUGCUCAUCUUGUAUUCUUUGACAUUUUAAAAUUUCGGAGACAGUUGAGAGAAAGCAGUAGUAAUAGAUAUCAUAUAACUAUUAUAUCAUAUAAUUAACACAAAAUCUAAUCUAUUAAAUUAAUUUGAAUACAAUCAAUAGAUUAGAUAUCAUUAGAUAUCAUUCUGACUAGGAAUUGUGAACAGAGUGUGUGUGAUGUCUUCACGGAAUCGAUACAUUCUGUAGGAUUCGAAUUUGUGACAAACAUAAUCAAAGCUACAAAUAAUACCACUGCGACAAUAGUAUUCAGAUUGACCACUCAUACAUAACUCAUUAUGGUAUUAUAGUAUUCAGAGUAGAAUUUUAAAUGUUUAUCGCUAGUUGAUAUUUCUCUUAAUGAUCAAUUACUCAUCUUGCCAAUGAUUGACUUGACUUGAUGUAAUAUAUUCUUGCGAUGGCUUUACUAUUCAUACGUGAAUUUCGAUGAGCAUUUUGAAGAACUCAGCACGUUUGUCUAUCUUAUAACAUGAUCACAUGAUAGAUACAUACAACUUAUAUCUUCUUGAGUGUGUAAAUGUUCCGCUAAAAAUCGUACAUGCCUUUUUAAUUUUAGAUUGGCUCAGUCGUCGGUGUUCUAUUUAUCCUUGUAUUUUGUACAAUCGCUUACUUUUUAAAAUCAGCCGAUGAAAACCUCGUAGCAAUAUAUUUUGCUGCAGCCAUUCUAGGUAUUGGAAACACAAUCAAUAAUGUUCGAGCAUUGGUUGUGAUCGCAACAUUGAUCGGUGUAAAACAAGUACACACAGCAGCAUUUGUUCAUGGGAUCGCAUCAUUUUUUGAUAAAAUCUUGACUGGUGUCUUCAUUCAAUGCAUACAACUCUGUGUACCUCAGUUAACUUAUAGACAUAUACAGGUGUAUAUUGUAGGUAGUUUGGCAAUAUUCGGUGGUAUUCUAGCGACAAUUGGUAAUUUCAUUUAUUCAGAGACUUUAGAAAGUACAGAUGCACCAUGUCUUUCAUGUUUUUGUCAAAGAACAACUUCAUCGUCGCCUCCGUCACCAACGAAAUUUCAGAGUGAUCAAACCUUUAAUCGUGAUGUUCGGAACGAAAAGGAAAACAGCGAUAACCGUCAAUGCUAACCAACAUAUUUAUAUAUCAUUAAUACAAGUCUUUCCACAUACAACAAAACGUCUCCAUUUUCUAUCUCUCUACCACUUUUCAGUUUAUCAGUUAAUUGAUGUAUAUUCACCUACUGUUCCCUUCAAAGAAACCCGAUCUAUUACGAUACAUUUCAACAUGAAAUCCAUACUUUUCUUAAGCAAUCUACUAUCGAAUACUUAAUUCAACCUUUCCACUGAAUAUUUUAUUUUUGUAUACAUCAGGCUGUAAUACUUAGACACUUGAAUUAAAUUAACAAUAUGGAGUACUCAUAAUAUUUGUUAUUUUGGCAGAAUAUUGUAUUAAUUAUCAAUAGUUAUUCAUAAUUGAUUCUUCGACAGAUGGCUUCUCUGUAAACAAACAGAAGUUAGAGUGUAGAUAACAUUUUUUUAAUAAAACAAGUAGAAAUAAAUUGUCCCAACCAAGUAUUCUAACUCUAUUCAUUAACUUCAAAAAACUGGUUUACACUAGCUGAUGAAGAAGUGGAAAUUAUGGACUGACGAUUAUUUAUUAUCCUGAACUCCCCAUCACAAUAAACUGUGAUUAAUUUGUGAUUUAUAUUGUGACAAAUUAAAAGGUGAGAUAAGUAUGAG